GAGGUCCUACAAUGGAUUCCUGGUCACUGUGGUAUUAAAGGCAAUGAGCUUGCUGACACACUUGCUAAGAAGGGGACAAAGAUUUUGCAAUGCAUGGACCGACCGAUGUCUUUCCACACGAUGAAGGCCUUAAUCGGAAAAGAAUUCAAGACGCUCGAACAAAGGAGAAACAGUGGACAGUGGCACUCUCCGUUUAGAGGAGAAAUAGUGGACAGUGGCACUCUCCGACAUACCCGGCUUUCCAGACCUCAAGGUUCAACGAACUCAAAGCUCGAACAACAGAGAAACAGUGGACAGUGGCACUCUCCGACAUAG
Molecule: messenger RNA, 315 nt
Organism: Rodentolepis nana
Lineage: Eukaryota; Metazoa; Platyhelminthes; Cestoda; Cyclophyllidea; Hymenolepididae
Source: the annotation of a GenBank genome assembly